Molecule: messenger RNA, 3669 nt
Organism: Dicrocoelium dendriticum
Lineage: Eukaryota; Metazoa; Platyhelminthes; Trematoda; Plagiorchiida; Dicrocoeliidae
Source: the annotation of a GenBank genome assembly
ACGCUGUGCUAUGUAGCUUGUGAACUACUGGAAUAAUUACCUUAAAAUGUUGUACUUUAUUUUUAGUAUAACGGUAAUUUUCAAUCCGGACCCGUUCCCACAAUAUUCCAUUCUGGGAAUUAAUUUCACACACCUUCAACUGUUGGUCCGAUCUUCCGACUGGGAUACAUUUUCCUAUAGACCAGUAUCUGUCUAAAAAUAGCACAUUUCUAUACUAUCCACUUUGUCACAACCUAUAUUACUACACAACAGAAACGUGUUGCCUACGAAUACAAAGGAACACUUACUCACCCAGAAAACGCGAAAAAUGCUAGCAAGACUUCACAAGACCGGAAACUUUCCAACAACAUUGCAAGUGCACGAAUGGACCACUAGGAGCACACAUAUACAAGCGAUGUGACUCAAAAGCGAAGACGAAAAUGCUCUGCGAACUGGGUGUAAAUCGAAGAAACUCGUCGCAAUUCCUCGUCAUAAAACCAACAACAGCUCUUCCACUUCCACGGUAAUACCUUAUUAUAACGUCAGACACUGCUAAAAGCAACCCACUCCGAACGGAACAAGAACGCAGCACGCACGGGGACGAGCUGUCUUGAAAACUGACAUGCAUGUGCUAACAGAAUACACAAGGAUCAAACAACUAAUCACAUGAAAGGACAUAGACAACAAAUGGCAAACCGACAGUGAACAGACAUCAUGUUGACUUGCAUCUUUCAUUGGUCAAGCAAUGCCGGAACUAGUCGGACCUGCACCACAUGUUACUGGGAUUUCUCCCAAUGAAGGAACGCCGGGCACAAAACUGACUAUACGGGGGGAAAACCUUGGGCAGACCGCAAGUGAUUUGACGCAUGUUUUCAUAAAUCAGAUCGACGUCGGUCCUACUGCCCAGUGGUUUUCAUCAAGUCGUAUCACAGCAAUUACCCCGCUUGGGGAAGGGGAGCUGGAUAUUGUCGUGGUGACUAAUAACGGAAAAUUCGGGACUUCUGCAGUGAGCUACCGUCAAGUAACCAAACGAAAUGUGGGUCCGCAAACGUCGGUAACGUAUUGGCCAAUGGAUGAGCGGCGUUAUUGUCCGGCAAUCUACGAACAUGGCGGUAAAGCCGGUUCAGGUGCUGACUCGGUGGCUUCCGGAAGGGGUGCUGGAGGCGGUGAGCUCGAUCCAUCCACUGGACUUCCAAUGUCCGAAUUAACCCGAAUAAGCAUUCCGCUUUCCGAAUCGGCAUUAAGGACUAUCUAUCCAACUCUGGGCUCUGUUCAAUUGACGGAUAAGGACUUUGAUCCGUUGCUCUUUCUCCUCAAGUUUUAUAAAAACAGCAACUUCAAUGACCUCACAGUGACGUAUAACAAUUUCCGGAAAAGUGUGAAACUUGAAGGAUUGGGCGAACCAAUCAACGUUAUGCGUACAAAUCUACUUCUCAUUUUUCGCUGCUUGGAUGGAUUAGAUUCACUGCGACUGCGUUUGAUAUCUGAGAAACAGUCUGGAUCUGGGCAGCAGUUUCAGCUUCCUUUCGAGACAUCUCUCUCAGAGUCAAGAGACAUCGCGCACUCGUUGUUCAAAGGAAUCCUCAAACGGAGAGACAGAGCGGAAUCCACCAGGAACGCAAUCGAUGUGAUGCAACGUUACCAAUUUUUGUUCAAUCUCCCACAUGCCAUCCGGUCGAAUAUAUUGAAGGGUGAUUACAGCUUGGUACUCAAUGAUUACUUGCGGGCCAAAUCGCUGUUCGCCAAUUCCGACGUGAAGGUGCUUUCUCGCGUAUAUGGUGAUGUGGAAAACGCCAUCAACAACUUCCGCGAUCUGCUAUGCACACAGUUGACCACGAUGCCUAUCGAGUGCGACGAGGCGAAACGAAAAGUCGGCUACCUGCUCCAACUCGAAGUCGAUUUUGACCCAACUUGGUUAUGUUUGUGCCGAUUCAAAGAAUGGCUCAUCGAACAAUUACGCAUGUACCAACAAAGCUACCGCCAGGUUACCAACCCGAAGCCUGGGUUGGGCGAUCUGUCUUUGUCCACAAUUGGAAGCGACCAGCAUGCCUGCAAAUCCAGUUCGAAACAUUGGUUUGAUACUCUUUCAUCCAAGGACCUGCCUCCUAUGGUCGCCUUGGUGGAGUCAGUAUGCCAACUGCUCACCCAGCACGUUGUCCAGUUUUGGCGUCUCGGUGCUUUGUACGCGACCACGCCUGCAGGUGAUGUGAGUCGGAUGGAAACCGUCGACUCGAAAUCCCACACACUGUCUUCUGGAGUACAGCGCGACAUUCAGCAUAUUCAAGGUCCGACAGCGAACACGCAGCCGAUUCCCACGGAUCCGAAGACCGCCUGGUCGCAAAUGAAUCUGGAGUUACUUCAUUUACUGGCAAACACAAUGCGUGAUGAGAUCCUGGAUGCUGUGGGUGGCGGCACCAAGGAUGCACUCAUCACCAACUGGCUCCCGCAGUGCAUCAGUGUGUACAGGCGUUGCUGCAACGUUCUGCCCCUAACUGAACUCCCCCCUGAAUGUGGCGAUAUAUUUUCCCGACUUGCUCAUGACCUUCGACGUCACGCCGUUCGUGGCAUAUUCCAGCGCGCAAGAAGCCUGAUAGAGGUCUUGCAACUGCGGGAGUCAUGGGACGUGAAUCUUUCCGAUUCGGAUGGCGGAGUCACUAAGUUGCCCGGUCUGUACGAAGAAACGAUGAUCGAGGCUCUGGAUCGCUGUCGUGACCUGGUGUCGCCUCAGACGGCGGUGGAGAAGCCGUUAUUCGAGUCCGCCGAAUUGCGCGAACGCUUCCCCGACUGGUGCGGUGAUGCAAUGGUCGCGCUCAUUUCCACAUUCCGGAGGUUGGCCGAUCGGAUUGAAUCUACCGUUCCGCAUCUUAAACCCGGCAAAAACGAGGCAACGCAACCCGACCGCUCACACCCAACUUCGACGAGCAACAGGCAGAUAAACCAAUCGGCUAUCCUUUCACAGGUUCGUGGUCUACUUUUGAUACUAAACAACGCAAACUGGGUCCAGCGACAUGCGAACCCACGUCUCCUUGCAGCCUACACUUCUGCCGGUUACGCAUCGCCGAAUCGUCUGAUGGAGCGCCUCACUGACACUUGGCAGAAGGAAAUCGCAGAUCUUGCUUCUCGCUACGUCAGGCUGCGUGGUCCAUGGCUUUGUAACCCCAUCAGACCAUCCCUUACCAAGUUUUUGAACGGAUUACCGUGCACUCCUGACCAAGCGCCCUCCAGUUAUAAACUGCACUCUUCCUUCCGAACUAUCCUCGCCAAUCUGUCCCACAUUUACUCAGAAUUAGUUCUUCUCUUUGGAGUCCAGUGUGUGCAGUCCGUACGGAACCAUCGAGCUGAGUCUUCUUCUACUCAGCAAAACCCACUUCUUCUCAUUCUUACCCAAAUUGUUUUCAUGCUGGUGGACCAGUUGAGGCUCUGCUUCGCCGAGGUGGUUGACAAAGGAUCGCCCCGACCCGCUCAUACUACAACUUUAAUUGGGUCUGCGGAAUGGUCAAAAGAGCUAAUUGCCACCGUCCGGAUUCAUUCUGAUGCUGUCAAACUCAUUAAACUAUUGUAUUCGUCCGUUAACUCGAAACACUGCGGUGUCCGAGGAAUUGACCGAUGUGGACGGAACGAUAUCCAGCGGCAUACGUUUUCAGGCGUUCCAGCCUCCUCGUGAACCCACAAAGGAGACUGUAAAUAAAU